Molecule: messenger RNA, 1416 nt
Organism: Orbilia oligospora ATCC 24927
Lineage: Eukaryota; Fungi; Ascomycota; Orbiliomycetes; Orbiliales; Orbiliaceae
Exons: 3
Coding region: 1-1416 (471 amino acids)
Biological process (GO): chromatin remodeling
Cellular component (GO): Ino80 complex
Source: RefSeq, a predicted model, not a curated record
AUGGCAGACCGUCGCUCCUCGCGUCGCAUUGCAGCGGCUUCUUCUCAGCCUUCAGCUGCUCCUACCCUUCAAGCCCAAAAUUCGCGGGGUACGAGAUCUAGCGUGAGGAAGGAAGAUAAAGAUGAUAGUGCUGUCUCACAACCUUCCACCCGUUCACACACUAGGACCGCAUCGGUGGAGAAUCUAAAACCUGGUUUGGCCAAAACUUCAUCAAACAUUAGGAGCGUCCCAGCCGGUCGAAGCACCCGUACAUCUGCAGCAACAAAUACUAGAUCGCAACCAUCUCGCACAUCUGGCCGUUCACAACCCACUAGAAAUGCUGCGACAACAUCUACAAAUACAAGGAGUAGACGACGAUUACCGUCUAGUGAUAGCGAGGACGAUGAUUCAAACAUUGAUAUCGCGGACGACGACGACGUUGAAGCUAGUCAAGAAUCUGAGGAAGAGGAAGAAGAGGAAGAAGAGGAGGAGGAGUCUGAGCCUGCUCCUAAACGACCUUCCCGUGGCGCCGGAACAAGACAAAUGCCGGCUAGGAGGGCUGCUAAGGCGGUCUUUUCAGACGAAGAUGCACCUGGAGAGACGGACGAUGGAAUGGAUAUCGAUGAAGAGCCGUCAUUGGUUGUUCCUGGUACAGUUCGUGGGAAAUUAGCAGUAGCUAGUGAAGACGAAGAUGCAGAGGGAGAACCUGAUGAAGACACUAUUGUUGUUCGAGCACCGACUGCGAAGGCAAUUCCGAGAUCUGUACCGAUUCCGAAGAUUGUGGAACCGGAGAGCGACGAAGAGGACGAUGACGAGGAUGACGAUGAAGAGGACGAAGAUGAUGAAGAUGCGGAAGGCGAAGAUGCGGAAGGUGACGAUGACGAGGAAAUGGAUGAUUCAAUGAUGGCUACGCCUGAUAUUAGCCGACCCGAUACACCAAAUCUUAAAGGCUUGACCAGAAGGCAAUUAGGGAAAUUUGAUUCGGUCUAUGCCGCAGAUUUAAUGGAAUUGCCAGAUGACUUUGGAACUACAAAGAAGGCAGCUCCUUUAACCGCUGCUGAGCAGGCUAGCCGCCGUGCUGAGAUGGCGAGAAGAAGGAAGAACCAGAGCGAACAGCGAAGGGAAGAGGAGAAGAUGGAGACAAUCAACAAGCUUCUUAAACGUCAAGCUACGAAGGUUAAUCGUCGCAGCCAAAAGCAAUUGGAAGACGAGAAUGCGGCGGAUGAAGUCGCUGAAGCGGGAACACCAGAGCCUACUGAGUCUCCGAAGAUGAUUAGAUGGGUCAGCAAUAAAAAUGGAAGCUUUGUCGGUGUCCCACAAAAUUGGCUAGACGCUCCAGUUGGUACUGUUUUCAAGAAACAAGAUGUAGCUUGGAGGAGAGGUAUUAAAGUUGGACUCGUAGAGGAGCUUCCUGAUGAGACUAUGACUGGAGUUUAG